Molecule: messenger RNA, 2256 nt
Organism: Thyridium curvatum
Lineage: Eukaryota; Fungi; Ascomycota; Sordariomycetes; Thyridiales; Thyridiaceae
Exons: 5
Coding region: 1-2256 (751 amino acids)
Source: RefSeq, a predicted model, not a curated record
AUGGAGCCGCUUACCGUCAUUGGCGCUUUGGCCAGCGCUGCCCAGCUCUUUGAUAUGUCACUCAAGUACUCGUACCGAGCCGGCAACUUCGUAUCUGCCCUCAAGCACUCGGAAGAGCAUGCUGCACUUCUACAUCAGAGGCCAUAUCAGCAUCUACCAGUUCAUAGUUCCAUCAUCGAAAUCUCGAGGCAAUUUGCCGACGAUAUGCUUUCUCUUCACGAGCUUCUCCCCUACGACUUGACCAAAUUCUCGACAUCUCUCCGAAAACGCACCAGAUUCGUUCUCCGAACAAAGGAUACUGAAAAAGUCCUUCAAAGGCUAGACAGCCGCAAGAGUGCGGCUACUUUGGCUCUAGAGGUUACUGGGCGCCUCAACGAAGUGAGGCUUCAGCACAACAUCGUUUCCCUGCAAAGUCAGAUGCAACUACUGUCCAGUCAGCAAGAUGGCCUCCUCGAGAAGAACGUCGAGAAUCGCGAUGAACUUCUAGCUCAGUUUCAUUCACAUGAAACACAUGUUGUUGCAUCCAUUCGGGCGCUCAGUGAGAUUUUAGCCCGGAAUGGUUGGGGCAGCAGAUCGCCAAGUGGAGUUUGUUGGAGGCGUGGCUUGCGCAUUUCGGAGGUCCAAACUCAGGUAGCUGUCAUUCUGGCCCAACAGAAUGACAUUCUGUCGUCACAGAGACUGCUUGUAGCCAAAGCGAACGCCGAGGCCAACGAUCCUGAUAUACUUGCGCGUCCUAUUCGGAUUGAGUUGAGGCAACAGCUUGAACCACUUCUCGAGAAGAUCGACGGGGCUAGGGAACACAUCGAUCGUGUCGCGACUGCGUUCUCCUCCGAGGCUGUUUCCAAACUUGUAUUUGAAACAGAAGGGUCUCCGUCAGCCGCAAAUCGUACCGAGGGUCUGCAUGUUGAUGUGCGCAGCUCAGCAACCCCGCCAAGCGAAGCUGUAGUCGAGGCUAUGUGCUCGACACUUCCUGCAAAUGGGCCACCCUGCUUGCAGCCUAGGAUAAUCCGCUUAUCUUCUAUCGAGCACUAUAUCUCUAGCAGAUUCGGGACGCUAUCUAUUAGGAUGAAAACAUAUCGCCUGUCGAAAUACGGAAUCGGUGGUCAGCGCACAUACUUCCAGCUCCGGGCUGAUAUACUUCCUCGACCACAACUCUGCUCUCGGGCUCUCUCUGCACUCUACUCGUCUGGUCCGGAUCAUCAUGGCUACUUCAGCAUCUGUCCAAGCAUCUCGAUAAUGAACAUAUUGUCUGAUGACUCAGAGGUUUUAUUGAAGAAGAAUGACCCAGCAAGGUUUCGCCAGCUAAUAGAAACAGGUUACCUAGGAAUUUGGGAUGUCAGUGAACUCGGUUACAACUUACUUCAGCUUUCACUGUCCUGGAACCUGCCAAUGACAUGCCAGUACCUUUUGCGUGAUAGUGGUUACGGCGCACAACUAGCCGAGCAGGACGAGAUAACCAUUAUCACUGCCUCGUCUAUUCUCACUCCUGUCAUUUUACGGGCUGAGCCGGACACUGCCGUGGAUAUCCUGGAUCACCUCAAACACUUCACAUCGAAUAUUACCGAUGAAACCAAUAUGGACUCUUACCUGUCUUUAGGCUGGAAUAACUUUUAUGCCGAUUUAUUGAAGAUGCACGCUCGACGUCAAUCGUGCCAGGAGGUAUGGCAUACAGCAGUGUCAUCUGCUCGCCGCCUUAUCGAAUCUGGGCACACAUUGCGACCUUUCUGUUGGACCGGACUGGACCACCUGGGCCAAACGACUUGCCUCAUAGACUUAUAUCUCGAAACAGGGGGGGACCCGAAUGAACCUGCUCCUAGCGGAGAUCAUCCCUUUCUAUUCGCCUUGAAGCUGGUCCUUCACAGCAAUAUCAAAGACGAGAUCAAAGAUAGCCAGACUCAACAUAGUGGAGAGCUUAAUGACGAUGAUACUGAGGCCGAGGAUAAUUAUUCCAACUGUGUUUCAGACAGAGAUCUUUGCGUAAAGCUUUGUAGUGGUUGUCACAAGUGUUUCGCGAUGUCACUUACCGAUGUGGCCUUUGAGGUCGAUAUCGGCGGUAUAUGGGCAGAGGCCUUGGAGCAGUGCGGACUGGAUCCUAGCGCUGUGUUGGAGGAGUCGGAUAGGCGUCUGGCGAAACAUCGCAAACUGAAUGGCGCGUCCCGUACCGGUGUCGAUGUGGAUACUGUUGUAGGCGAGCAUGAAGCGCCCGGUCUAAGGCGCAGGAAUAUCUCGAGGGUCAGGGAGAUCCUAGAGGCUUAG